This is a messenger RNA of Galeopterus variegatus (Sunda flying lemur), 2506 nucleotides long. It is a transcript of the gene SFXN5, whose product is annotated as sideroflexin 5. Gene Ontology annotation, biological process: citrate transport; mitochondrial transmembrane transport; monoatomic ion transport. Gene Ontology annotation, molecular function: monoatomic ion transmembrane transporter activity; citrate transmembrane transporter activity. The transcript has 14 exons. The coding region runs from base 1 to 1023 and encodes 340 amino acids. Gene Ontology annotation, cellular component: mitochondrial inner membrane. NCBI's taxonomy places the organism in Eukaryota, Metazoa, Chordata, Mammalia, Dermoptera, Cynocephalidae. The record is from RefSeq and is a predicted model, not a curated record.
AUGGCGGAUACAGCGACUACAGCAUCGGCGGCGGCGGCUAGUACCGCGAAUGCCUCGACCGAUGCACCUCCUUUCCAGCUGGGCAAACCCCGCUUCCAGCAGACAUCCUUCUACGGCCGCUUCAGGCACUUCUUGGAUAUCAUCGACCCUCGCACACUCUUUGUCACUGAGAGACGUCUCAGAGAGGCUGUGCAGCUGCUGGAGGACUACAAGCAUGGGACCCUGCGCCCAGGGGUCACCAAUGAACAGCUUUGGAGUGCACAGAAAAUCAAGCAGGCUAUUCUACAUCCGGACACCAACGAGAAGAUCUUCAUGCCCUUUAGAAUGUCAGGUUACAUUCCUUUUGGGACACCAAUUGUGGUUGGUCUUCUCCUGCCCAACCAGACACUGGCAUCCACUGUCUUCUGGCAGUGGCUGAACCAGAGCCACAACGCCUGUGUCAACUAUGCAAACCGCAAUGCUACCAAGCCUUCACCGGCAUCCAAGUUCAUCCAGGGCUACCUGGGAGCUGUCAUCAGUGCCGUCUCCAUUGCUGUGGGCCUUAAUGUCCUGGUUCAGAAAGCCAACAAGUUCACCCCAGCCACCCGCCUUCUUGUCCAGAGAUUUGUGCCAUUCCCUGCCGUAGCCAGUGCCAAUAUCUGCAACGUGGUCCUGAUGCGGUACGGGGAGCUGGAGGAAGGGAUUGACGUCCUGGAUGCUGAUGGCAACCUUGUGGGCUCCUCCAAGAUCGCAGCCAGACAUGCCCUGCUGGAGACAGCGCUGACGCGAGUGGUCCUACCUAUGCCCAUCCUGGUGCUGCCCCCCAUCGUUAUGUCCAUGCUGGAGAAGACGGCUCUGCUGCAGGCACGCCCCCGGCUGCUCCUCCCCAUGCAGAGCCUCGUGUGCUUGGCAGCAUUCGGCCUGGCCCUGCCGCUGGCCAUCAGCCUUUUCCCGCAGAUGUCAGAGAUUGAAACAUCUCAAUUAGAGCCUGAGAUUGCCAGGGCCACAAGCAGCCAGACAGUGGUGUACAACAAGGGACUGUGAGUGGUGGCCAGCGGCCUGGGGACGGAGCCUUGUCCAGGCCGUAGCACCGGGGGCAGGGAAGGAGACCCACGGUCUGCACCUGCAGGGAGGGUCCAGCUGACCCCACCAGUCCUGGACCACCUAGGGGAACACUCACCCUGCAGUGAUAGGGAGACUAAUCCAUUUACAUUUUAACAUAGGGGACAGGAAAUCUGAUACAUUUCCUAUAACAAAUCAAGUGCAUUUCAGAGCCUUACGUGGGGUUGUCAAAACUCCAUUCAGCACAAUUAUGUGUGAAGCUGAAAAAUGGUAGAGCGCCAGAGGAGUAGAAUUGGGAUCCUUUUAAAUUUUGGUUUCUUUUUAAUUUUCCCUUUUUAUCAGAAUCAGGUCUGAACCUGUGUUGCAGCUGGCUGGAAGCGACAGGUCGACAGGUGGUAGGAGGCUGAGUAGGCCUGGGAGUUGGGUUGGUUUGCUGGCCGGCCUGGUAGAUUUAGGAUAUCACAGUGGCCAGGCCAGGUCCCUGGGCUGGAGCAGGGAUGGGAGGAGGGUGGUCUGCACCCCACAGGAUGAACUAGCCACAACUAGGUCCUCAGGAGGUGGCCCAGGGAAUAAAGGAGCACUGGAGACCUCUGGAAGAUUCUGUGGGCAGCUGGCUGUGAACAUGGCCAGCUCUUAUCCAUGACACAGCUGCAGAACCCGUCCCUCUGAGUGAAGCCCUGUGACACGGGUUAGGGUCACCCUUCAUGGAGCCCUAACUGAUUCAAGGCUCCUGAGAUGACCCCAGCUGCAGGCAGGGAACCCCAAGAAGAAACAAUGCUUGGCAGGAACCACGGGCCUGUACUUGGCCUCUGCGGGAAGAUCCUCCUUCUAGGCACCAGGCUGAGGGUAGGGCUGGAGCUGGGCCACCGGCUGUCCUGGGAGCUUCUCCAGCCUGAGGCUGCCUGCCCCAUCCCAUCCCUUCCUGAGUAGGAGGGUCUCAUGCCUGAGAGCACCAAGGCCAGAUCCUGUCUGAGAGGCAGCAUCGACCGGGAACGGCAGUCCCCAGCUCUGGCUCUGACUGUGUAAUCUUGGACGGGUCCAUUUCCUUCUCUGAGCCUCCACUCCCUGUCUGGAACCAGAGGACUGGAUCAGGGGGUUCCCACUGGCUCUUCCAGCUAGACCUCAUCUUUGCCUGUCCUGCUCAGAUGCUGGUCAUCCCAGGCACGUCCCCAACAUGGACACUAGACCGGGAAAGGGGCAGGCCCCUUGGGAGUGGCUAGCAGUUGGCCUCAAAACCUGGACCUUGCCCUUCAGUAUAUGACCUCACAUUCCCAGGAGCACUUGACCUUUGCCAAACACUUCACAGUUCUGGAGGAAAAGGGAGCGUGGAUGCCUGGGCCUGAGAGUAGGGCCACACCUGCCUGCCACCUCUCACCCCCACAGGCUCAGAGCUCCUUGUUAUUGGCUCCCGUCUCCCUCCCAUUUGCAGGCAAGAAGGAGAGCUCUCCAGAGGGAAGCUCUCUGG